CUUACCAACCUUCCUCAACUAUCAAUUGUUUCCUAGCAGAAAGUGUAUCCCAACAUGCCUCAAACAAUCAGUCUUCUCAUAUUCAACUCUCCCAUCUUCCCGGCUCAUUGGGCCCUCUGGCUUCCCCAUCCUGCCAAUUCAAACACCGGAAAACUCAUCAACGCCGUCGGAGAUGCGGCUACAGGCUUCGAGAUCAUCAUUGAGCGGGAAUACGACCUCAGGAAUAUUACUCAACGCUAUCAGCUCGUGGCCCUAGACGAAGUUUCAGAUGUCAAAGAAGAUGGAAGAAAUUCAAAAGACAGCACAGCGUAUGACUGCAUUGAGAAAGUCGCGCUGAGCGUGCCAGCACCGAAAAAGAGUUUGGUGUCGGCCACUAUUGCUGAGGGGUCAAGGCAUAGAGUGGAGAUCCAAAACUGUCAGACCUGGCUCCGGCAGGUGGUAGCUGCGCUUGUGCAGGCUGAUGUGGUGGAUGAAGCGGCUCUUCAGAUUGUGGAUGGUGCUCCGAAGAAUUGAGAAAACUGGGUCUUGGUUGCAGCUACGAGAGUUUGUGUGUAGUAUCUGCCACCGUCGGAGGCGCGUUCACGGAUCUGAACGACAUGAAUUUUAGACGCGGUAUCGCCCUAAGCUACCUCAAACAACAGAAGAUAGGUGUAUACAGACCGGAAGUACGAAAUUUAUAUAGCGUUCAUGCGUACAGGAGCGAGACUUGUUUUGCAAGAUUACUUUACUCGGGAUAGCAGUAU
Molecule: messenger RNA, 743 nt
Organism: Mytilinidion resinicola
Lineage: Eukaryota; Fungi; Ascomycota; Dothideomycetes; Mytilinidiales; Mytilinidiaceae
Exons: 1
Coding region: 55-513 (152 amino acids)
Source: RefSeq, a predicted model, not a curated record